This is a messenger RNA of Cynocephalus volans (Philippine flying lemur), 2892 nucleotides long. RefSeq names its product glutamate ionotropic receptor AMPA type subunit 3 (gene GRIA3). Gene Ontology annotation, molecular function: AMPA glutamate receptor activity; transmitter-gated monoatomic ion channel activity involved in regulation of postsynaptic membrane potential. The transcript has 16 exons. Gene Ontology annotation, cellular component: postsynaptic density membrane; plasma membrane; AMPA glutamate receptor complex. Gene Ontology annotation, biological process: monoatomic ion transport; synaptic transmission, glutamatergic; modulation of chemical synaptic transmission. The record is from RefSeq and is a predicted model, not a curated record. Bases 126 to 2810 code for a protein of 894 amino acids. NCBI's taxonomy places the organism in Eukaryota, Metazoa, Chordata, Mammalia, Dermoptera, Cynocephalidae.
AGUGAGCGAGAGCAAGUUGAGGGGAGGGGGUGUAAGAGCCGGCGAAUUCUUUUUCUUUUUCUAUUAUUAUUUUGACGACUCCCGAGUUGCGCCCAUGCUCUUGUCAGCUUCGUUUUAGGCGUAGCAUGGACAGGCAGAAGAAAAUGGGGCAAAGCCUGCUCCGGGCGGUCUUCUUUUUAGUCCUGGGGCUUUUGGGUCAUUCUCACGGAGGAUUCCCCAACACCAUCAGCAUAGGUGGACUUUUUAUGAGAAACACGGUGCAGGAGCACAGCGCUUUCCGCUUUGCCGUGCAGUUAUACAACACCAACCAGAACACCACCGAGAAGCCCUUCCAUUUGAAUUACCACGUAGAUCACUUGGAUUCCUCCAAUAGUUUUUCCGUGACUAAUGCUUUCUGCUCUCAGUUCUCUCGAGGGGUGUAUGCCAUCUUUGGAUUCUAUGACCAGAUGUCAAUGAACACCCUGACCUCCUUCUGUGGGGCCCUGCACACAUCCUUUAUCACGCCCAGCUUCCCCACUGACGCAGAUGUGCAGUUUGUCAUCCAGAUGCGCCCAGCCUUGAAGGGCGCUAUUCUGAGUCUUCUGGGUCACUACAAGUGGGAGAAAUUUGUGUACCUCUAUGACACAGAACGAGGAUUUUCCAUCCUCCAAGCGAUUAUGGAAGCAGCAGUGCAAAACAACUGGCAAGUGACAGCAAGGUCUGUGGGAAACAUAAAGGACGUCCAAGAAUUCAGGCGCAUCAUUGAAGAAAUGGACAGGAGGCAGGAAAAGCGAUAUUUGAUUGACUGCGAAGUCGAAAGGAUUAACACAAUUUUGGAACAGGUUGUGAUCCUGGGAAAACAUUCAAGAGGUUAUCACUACAUGCUUGCUAACCUGGGUUUUACUGAUAUUUUGCUGGAAAGAGUCAUGCAUGGGGGAGCUAACAUUACAGGUUUCCAGAUUGUCAACAACGAAAACCCUAUGGUUCAGCAGUUUAUACAGCGCUGGGUGAGGCUGGAUGAAAGGGAAUUCCCUGAAGCCAAGAAUGCACCACUAAAGUAUACAUCUGCAUUGACACACGACGCAAUACUGGUCAUAGCAGAAGCUUUCCGCUAUCUGAGGAGGCAGCGAGUAGAUGUGUCCCGGAGAGGCAGUGCUGGAGACUGCUUAGCAAACCCUGCUGUACCCUGGAGUCAAGGAAUUGAUAUUGAGAGAGCCCUGAAAAUGGUGCAAGUACAAGGAAUGACGGGAAACAUCCAAUUUGACACUUACGGACGAAGAACAAAUUAUACCAUUGAUGUGUAUGAAAUGAAAGUCACUGGCUCUCGAAAAGCUGGCUACUGGAAUGAGUAUGAAAGGUUUGUGCCUUUCUCGGAUCAGCAAAUCAGCAAUGACAGUGCAUCCUCAGAGAACCGGACCAUAGUAGUGACUACCAUUUUGGAAUCGCCAUAUGUGAUGUAUAAGAAGAACCAUGAGCAACUGGAAGGAAAUGAACGAUAUGAAGGCUAUUGUGUAGACUUAGCAUAUGAGAUAGCCAAACAUGUAAGGAUCAAAUACAAAUUGUCCAUUGUCGGUGAUGGGAAAUAUGGCGCAAGGGAUCCGGAGACUAAAAUAUGGAAUGGAAUGGUUGGGGAACUUGUCUAUGGGAGAGCUGAUAUAGCUGUUGCUCCACUCACUAUAACAUUGGUCCGUGAAGAAGUCAUAGAUUUUUCAAAGCCAUUUAUGAGCCUGGGCAUUUCCAUCAUGAUAAAGAAGCCUCAGAAAUCAAAACCAGGCGUAUUCUCAUUUCUGGAUCCCUUGGCUUAUGAAAUCUGGAUGUGCAUUGUCUUCGCGUACAUUGGAGUCAGUGUAGUUCUUUUCCUAGUCAGCCGAUUCAGCCCUUAUGAAUGGCACUUGGAAGAUAACAAUGAAGAACCUCGUGACCCACAAAGCCCUCCUGAUCCACCAAAUGAAUUUGGAAUAUUUAACAGUCUUUGGUUUUCCUUGGGUGCCUUUAUGCAGCAAGGAUGUGAUAUUUCUCCAAGAUCACUCUCUGGGCGCAUUGUUGGAGGGGUUUGGUGGUUCUUCACCCUGAUCAUCAUUUCUUCCUAUACUGCCAAUCUCGCUGCUUUCCUGACUGUGGAGAGAAUGGUUUCUCCCAUAGAGAGUGCUGAAGACUUAGCUAAGCAGACUGAAAUUGCAUAUGGGACCUUGGACUCCGGUUCAACAAAAGAAUUUUUCAGAAGAUCCAAAAUUGCUGUGUACGAGAAAAUGUGGUCUUACAUGAAAUCGGCAGAGCCAUCUGUGUUUACCAAAACAACAGCAGACGGAGUGGCCCGAGUGCGGAAGUCCAAGGGAAAGUUCGCCUUCCUGCUGGAGUCAACAAUGAAUGAGUACAUUGAGCAGAGAAAGCCGUGUGAUACGAUGAAAGUUGGUGGAAAUCUGGAUUCCAAAGGCUAUGGUGUGGCAACCCCUAAAGGCUCAGCAUUAAGAACGCCUGUAAACCUUGCAGUAUUGAAACUCAGUGAACAAGGCAUCUUAGACAAGCUGAAAAACAAAUGGUGGUACGAUAAGGGGGAAUGUGGAGCCAAGGACUCCGGGAGUAAGGACAAGACCAGCGCUCUGAGCCUGAGCAAUGUGGCAGGCGUUUUCUAUAUACUUGUCGGAGGUCUGGGGCUGGCCAUGAUGGUGGCUUUGAUAGAAUUCUGUUACAAAUCACGGGCAGAGUCCAAACGCAUGAAACUCACAAAGAACACCCAAAACUUUAAACCUGCUCCUGCCACCAACACUCAGAAUUAUGCUACAUACAGAGAAGGCUACAACGUGUAUGGAACAGAGAGUGUUAAGAUCUAGGGAUCCCUUCCCACUGGAGGCAUGUGAUGAGAGGAAAUCACCGAAAACGUGGCUGCUUCAAGGAUCCUGAGCCAGAUUUCAC